This is a messenger RNA of Xiphias gladius (swordfish), 4416 nucleotides long. It is a transcript of the gene anks1b, whose product is annotated as ankyrin repeat and sterile alpha motif domain containing 1B. Gene Ontology annotation, cellular component: cytosol. The record is from RefSeq and is a predicted model, not a curated record. Gene Ontology annotation, molecular function: protein binding. The transcript has 29 exons. Bases 96 to 4241 code for a protein of 1381 amino acids. Lineage: Eukaryota; Metazoa; Chordata; Actinopteri; Istiophoriformes; Xiphiidae.
AGGCGCCGGAGAGGAGGAGGAGGAGUAGGAGUGGAGGGAUAUAUGGGAGAUUUGCCGGAUUUCCAUCACCCCGUCGCUGUAAACUUGUGUCCGGGAUGGGGAAGGAGCAGGAGCUGCUGGAAGCCGCCCGGACUGGGAACGUCGCCGUGGUGGAGAAACUGCUGAGUGGGAAGAAGGGGAUACUGGGGUCAGGAUCCGGCUCCAUCCCUCUGCCCAACCUACUGAGCAUGUGGAAGGGCCUGAAUGUCAACUGCACAGACACUUCAGGAUACACACCGUUACAUCAUGCUUCACUCAACGGACACAGGGAUGUGGUACUAAAGCUGCUUCAGUUUGAGGCAUCUACAAAUUUGGCAGACAGCAAAGGUUGCUUCCCGCUGCACCUGGCUGCCUGGAGGGGAGAUGUGGACAUCGUCCGUAUCCUCAUCCACCAUGGACACUCGCACUGCCGGGUCAACCAACAGAACCAUGAGAGGGAAACGGCGCUUCACUGCGCAGCUCAGUACGGACACUCUGAGGUUGUUUCAGUGCUGCUUCAGGAGUUGACAGACCCCACUAUGAGAAACAGCCGACAGGAGACGCCUCUGGACCUGGCAGCGCUGUAUGGACGACUGCAGGUAGUGCGCAUGCUGGUGAGCGCUCACCCCAACCUCAUGACCAGCUACACUCGCCAACACACUCCGCUCCACCUGGCUGCGCGUAAUGGACACCACAGCACCGUCCAGACCCUACUUGAGGCAGGCAUGGAUGUCAACUGUGUGACAGAGAAUGGCAGUGCCCUGCAUGAGGCAGCUCUCUUUGGGAAGAUGGAUGUAGUUCGCCUUCUGCUUGACUCAGGGAUCGACACCAAUCUGAGAGACAGUCAGGGGAGAACAGCUCUGGAGAUCCUGAGAGAACAUCCUGCACCAAAAUCCCAACAAAUCACCGCUCUUAUCCAAGAGUAUAUGAUGGAUGAGAUGGAGAGGAGGAGUAUCGUGGAGGAGCCUGUUCGCAAGUGUCCCAUCCCAGCACCUCGAACUUCUGUCCCCUCGCCCUCUGCCUCCCCCUCCCUCAGACACAAGAAUGAUGCUGUUACAAGCGAGCUGUCCAAACUGCUCCACGAGAUCAAAAAGUGCCGGGACAGGGACUACUCCUUUGAGGAGCUCUGCCACACCAUCUCUUCCCACUCCAUGGACAGCUUUGGGAGCGGGCGGCUCUCUGAUGAGGACCGCCCGGAGCGUCCCAAUGGCACCCUGACACGAGUCAGCAAGCGGCCGACCCCACCUCUUGCUCCAGCCCUGGAGGAAGAAGAGGCAGAAAAAAGUUGCGGCCCCACUGGAUUCUGGGAGGCCCUGACACCUUGCAACGGCUGCCGCAACCUGGGCUUCUCCAGCCUCUCACAGGACACAAAGCAUUCAGCCGAGAUUGUCACAUCACCAUCUCUGGAUGUUUUCCUUCCAGAGGACGAAGACAACCCGUACGAGUCUGUGACCACCGCCGUCACACGCAAACCCUGCUCACUCGAUAUCAGCCACCGGCUCAACGCCUGUCCCCGCAAUGGUCACUUGUCCCCUGUAACGGUGAGUGAGGGGGAGCACGGUAACCAUGACAACUGCUCAACGGGCCCCACUCCAGACUGCUCACCCCCCUCCCCCGACACGGCCCUGAAGAACAUCGAGAGAGUCAUCCGCCCACAGCCCAAGCAGCGCACCUCUCUGUCCUCGUCCCUGGACGUCCAGAGGCCGGUCAACCACAGCUGUGAGCCCAGUGAGGUGAGCUCAUCCCUGGGCUACGCCAGCUUCAGCACCAGCCCCCCUGCCAGCCCUCCCCUCAGCCCCAACCAGGAAGACUCUGCAGGCUCCAACGACGACUGUCAGCUCACGGACGACGGGCCGUACCAGCGAGACCCGCCGCCUCCUCCCCCUCUCUGCUCUUCCUCCGCAUCAAACGCUCUAUUGGAGGACCGAAGGAAGAGCCACAUCCCCGAGGAGUUUGCAGGCCUUCUUCAUGGAUCUUCCCCAGCCUGUGAGACCCCUAAUACACCCUACCAUCUUUACAGCCCUAAACCUCGCAAAUAUGCCUCUACAGAUGUCCAGAGCAGUUUGGUGCAAACCCCAGAGUUCAGCUUUGUGAUUGGUGGAGGACCCACUCAGGUCUUCUCCAGGACAGGGAGCGAGUCGUCGCCUCAGAGGACCGCCAACGACCCCCAAAAGCCGCAGGUGGUGUACCGGACUAUCUUCCACACCAGGGUCAACCAGGACCAGGCUCGACCCAAGAACUGCAAGCAGGCUGAGCCGCCUCGUGGGUGGUCUACACUGGGCUGCCCACCCUCCGCCUCUUCUGGUAAAAACAGGGAAGUUCCACAGUUACUGGGGAUCCAGACAGUAGGUGCUCCCAAGGACAGUUCUUCUGGGCCUGGCUACGAAGAGAGGGCUUGCACCCUGGGGAGGAUGAGGUCCAUGCCCCGCAGUGUGUUGGACUUGCAGUUGUCCAAGUCUCUGUCCAAGUCUGAUUCCAACCUGGUAGCUGUUUCUCCCAUACAGGAGGAGCAUAGUUGGGGGUCCGGAAAUCGGGGUCAGGUGCCUGGAAGUCCAAGCCCAGGAGAGGGUGCCAGCCCGGGCGGAAGACUGGAGAGAACGCCCUCCUUCACCGCAGAGUGGGAAGAGAUCGACAAGAUUAUGAGCUCUAUUGGGGCAGGAAUAGGCAGUGGAUUGGCCAUCAAGGAGGACACCUCAGGUCCCCGCUGCCCGCUGCAGUCUGUGGGCCAGUGGCUCGACUCCAUCGGCCUGGUCCAGUACGAGAACCACCUGCUGGCCAAUGGAUUUGACAACGUCCAAUUUAUGGGCAGCAAUGUGGUGGAGGACCAGGACCUGCUGGAGAUUGGGAUCCUCAACUCAGCUCACAGACAACGUCUCCUGCAGGCCAUACGGCUGCUGCCCAGGGUUCGGCCUAUUGGUUAUGACGGCAACAACCCCACGUCAGUGGCAGAGUGGCUGGAGUCGCUGGAGCUCGGAGACUACACCAAGUCCUUCCUCAUCAACGGCUACACCUCCAUGGACCUCGUCAAGAAGAUCUGGGAGAUCGAGCUCAUCAAUGUAUUGAAGAUCAGUCUCAUUGGACACAGAAAAAGGAUCUUAGCCUCAUUGGGGGACCGGCUACACGAAGACGCCCCACAAAAACCUCCGCGGGCCAUCUCCCUAAGGGAGCCCGGCGGGAACCACACUCCUCCCCAGCUCAGCCCAUCGGUGGGCCAGGCGGCGUACACGGCGGGAGUCCCAGGCGGAUCUCUGGACGUGCAGCACCUCAUCAUGCAGGCUGAUGCCCGGCGCAGGCAGCGCAGCAAUGACAACUACUUUGAUGACGUGCCGCGAUCCAAGCUGGAACGACAGAUGGCCCAAGUCAGCAUGGCAGGCGAGUGGUGCGAGCCAAUUACGUUGCGCCCACCAAACGAGGCCACAUCGUCCACUCCGGUGCAGUACUGGCAGCAUCAUCCUGAGAAGCUCAUCUUUCAGUCCUGUGACUAUGAAGCCUAUUACCUGGGCUCCAUGCUGGUGAAGGAGCUGAGAGGAACGGAGUCCACACAAGAUGCUUGUGCCAAAAUGAGGAAGUCGACAGAACAGAUGAAGAAAGUGCCGACCAUCGUACUCUCUGUGUCCUACAAAGGAGUGAAGUUCAUCGAUGCCACAAAUAAGAAUAUUAUAGCAGAGCAUGAAAUUCGUAACAUCUCGUGUGCGGCUCAGGAUCCAGAGGAUCUGUCUACAUUUGCCUACAUCACCAAAGACCUCAAGUCCAGUCAUCACUACUGCCACGUCUUCACUGCUUUUGAUGUGAAUCUGGCCUAUGAGAUCAUCCUUACACUCGGGCAGGCCUUCGAGGUGGCCUACCAGCUGGCUCUGCAGGCCAGAAAGAGCGGCCACGGGUCGUCCACACUGCCCGAGAGCUUCGACAGCAAGCCCAGCAAACCUGUCCCCAAACCCCGCGUCAACAUCCGCAAAUCUGUCAUCAUGUCCCCUUCCAGCCGCUGGUCACUGGGCCACAUAUACACCCCUCACCGGCCUCCUCUCCACCCUCCUCUUCCUCCCCCUCGACUCUUCCAUCUUCCUCACAAAGCUCAGUCACAGAUGGAGCAGCCGUCCAUGGACCAGAAGGGCCACGCCAACGUACCAUGGAUUGUGGAGCCGGGUCAGGAGGCCAAGAGAGGAGUCAACACCAAGGCAAUGCCGGACGCUCAUGUCUAUUACUGUGGAGUGCAAAGAAUGUAGCCAGCCCUAAACACGGACCUUGUCACACAUACAAUGCAAAAAGGACUACAAAGGACCACAAACACGGAUGCCACUCCACAGUGUUUAAGGUUGACUACAAAAAUUCUAACAUCAUUCAUCCACAUGAUGCUUGACACAGUAAACAUUGGACCAUUAGACACACACACACACACAC